UAUAAGCUGGGACAGCCCGAGGCUGUGCCGCCUGGCCCCCGAGCCCCGUGGAGGGCGCGAAGAACUCUGCCACUAGCCCUGUCCCCGGUCAUGGCCUUCCAGGGCACAAACACGCCGGGGUGGAGGUGGGCGUGGGGGGCCGGCGGCUGUUUCGACGCCGAAGCUAAUGGAGCGGCGGCUGGGCCCGCGACGGCGGCGGGCCCGCGGGCGCGUGCUGAUGAUGUCGCGGCGCGCCCGGAGGAGGGAUUGGCCCGGGCCGGCUCCGGGCGAGGAGACUCGGCCUGCCAGGAGCAAGGCGGAAGUGUGGGAGCGCCGAGGGGCGGAGGGGAGAGGCGAGGUCGCCAUGAGUGGGCUCGGCAGACUCUUCGGGAGGGGGAAGAAGGAGAAGGGGCCAACCCCUGAAGAAGCAAUACAGAAACUGAAGGAAACAGAGAAAAUACUGAUCAAGAAGCAGGAGUUUCUGGAGCAGAAGAUUCAACAGGAGCUGCAGACGGCCAAGAAGCAUGGGACCAAGAAUAAGAGAGCUGCCCUGCAGGCUUUGCGGAGGAAGAAGAGAUUGGAGCAGCAGCUGGCGCAAACUGACGGGACGCUGUCCACCCUGGAGUUCCAGCGGGAGGCCAUUGAGAAUGCCACCACCAACGCAGAAGUGCUGCGGACCAUGGAGCUGGCUGCCCGCGGCAUGAAGAAGGCCUACCAGGACAUGGACAUUGACAAGGUGGAUGAACUGAUGGCGGACAUCACAGAACAACAGGAGGUGGCCCAGCAGAUCUCAGAUGCCAUUUCUCGGCCUGUGGGCUUUGGAGAUGACGUGGAUGAGGAUGAACUGUUGGAGGAACUGGAGGAACUUGAACAGGAAGAGUUGGCCCAGGAGUUGUUAAAUGUUGGCGACAAGGAGGAAGAAUCCCCGGUCAAAUUGCCUAGUGUUCCCUCUGCACGUCUGCCUACAGCUCCCAAAGCGGAUGAAGAUGAAGAAGCACUAAAGCAGUUGGCUGAGUGGGUAUCGUGAUGAGCCGGUUCUUGUCUUCCUAACGCUGCCUUCCUUGGUUCACUUUCGUUAAGUGCCACAUGCUGAGCUAAAGCGGUGUAGCUUCUCGGGGAGGUCCUGCUGGGUGGAGGAGAACCCUGUCUGGGGCAGGGGGCUGUUGUUCUCCCAUCCCCGGCUCGGCUCUGAUGGGGGAACUUGCUGCCGAGGGAGCCCCUGGGCUCCCUUCUUGCUGAUCGCAGGUACAAUGCCCUGGUUCCAAAUAAACGCGGGCAGGUGGA
Oryctolagus cuniculus (rabbit) is the source of this 1263-nucleotide messenger RNA. RefSeq names its product charged multivesicular body protein 4A (gene CHMP4A). Gene Ontology annotation, cellular component: multivesicular body; cytoplasmic side of plasma membrane; ESCRT III complex. The record is from RefSeq and is a predicted model, not a curated record. Gene Ontology annotation, biological process: vesicle budding from membrane; late endosome to vacuole transport via multivesicular body sorting pathway. Lineage: Eukaryota; Metazoa; Chordata; Mammalia; Lagomorpha; Leporidae.